CCAAGCAAGAUCAUGUUCGCUGACAGCACGAAAUCGUCCGCGGCCUUGGGUUGUUUCUUCUUCUCACGAUGCUCUGGGCACUGCCUGAGUGUCUUGGAUCAGACCUACCCUACCGAGACAAGCACUCCAGCACCUGAGCUCAGAAACACCCAAGACGCUGUUUCCGACCCGUGGGUUCUGAUGAACAGCAAGGGGGCCCCCAUCGAUUCAGUCGGGAUUUCGGUUCUUCCGCCUUGCCACGAUGUGGCGGCCACUUUCCAGGAAAGGAACUCCCACGAGCUAUUCGUCAUGGCAGCGCGCAAACGUUAG
Molecule: messenger RNA, 309 nt
Organism: Podospora pseudocomata
Lineage: Eukaryota; Fungi; Ascomycota; Sordariomycetes; Sordariales; Podosporaceae
Exons: 3
Coding region: 13-309 (98 amino acids)
Source: RefSeq, a predicted model, not a curated record